Molecule: messenger RNA, 1976 nt
Organism: Lytechinus variegatus (green sea urchin)
Lineage: Eukaryota; Metazoa; Echinodermata; Echinoidea; Temnopleuroida; Toxopneustidae
Gene: cct5
Product: T-complex protein 1 subunit epsilon-like
Exons: 11
Coding region: 121-1740 (539 amino acids)
Biological process (GO): protein folding
Cellular component (GO): chaperonin-containing T-complex
Molecular function (GO): ATP-dependent protein folding chaperone; ATP binding; ATP hydrolysis activity
Source: RefSeq, a predicted model, not a curated record
CAUUAAUAUGUUCAUGGUGGAGUCUUCUAGAAUCUGCACAUGAAUUGGGCGUAGGACGAAUGAGAGAAAUCCAUUUUCAUCUAGUAAUCCACAAGCGAGACUCCCGUUUUUCACAUAAAAAUGUCUUCUUUAGGAUCUCUCGCAUUCGAUGAAUAUGGUCGGCCUUUCAUCAUCAUCAAAGAUCAAGAUUCAAAGUCGAGGUUAACUGGGAUCGAAGCACAGAAGUCUCAUAUUCUUGCUGCAAAGACCGUUGCAAACACAUUACGAACCUCAUUAGGCCCGAAUGGCUUGGAUAAAAUGCUUGUCAGCCCCGAUGGUGACGUAACGGUCACUAAUGAUGGUGCCACCAUCUUGGACAAGAUGGAUGUAGACCACCAGAUAGCCAAGCUCAUGGUUCAACUCUCAAAGUCACAAGAUGAUGAGAUUGGUGACGGUACCACAGGCGUCGUCGUUCUUGCUGGAGCAUUGCUGGAGAAGGCAGAACAGCUCCUUGACAGAGGCAUCCAUCCAAUCCGCAUCGCCGAUGGCUACGACAUGGCCGCUAGGAUAGCUACUAGGAGAUUAGACGAGAUUGCAGAUGCCUACGAUGUCAGUCCAAACAACCUCGAACCACUCGUCCAGACAGCCAUGACCACUCUGGGAUCAAAAAUCAUCAACCGUUUCCAGAGGAAGAUGGCUGAGAUUGCUGUCAAUGCCAUCAUGGCCGUAGCCGACCUUGAGAGGAGAGAUGUUGACUUUGAGCUCAUCAAGGUCGACAGCAAGGUCGGAGGCAAGCUAGAAGACACCAUGCUGGUCAAGGGUGUGGUUGUCGACAAGGACUUCAGUCACCCUCAGAUGCCGAAGGUAGUAAAAGAUGCCAAGAUAGCCAUCCUGACCUGUCCCUUUGAACCCCCCAAGCCCAAGACCACACACAAACUGGAUGUCAAAUCGGUGGAGGAUUACAGGAAGCUCAGGGAUUACGAGAAGGAAAAGUUCACAGAGAUGGUGCAACAGGUUAAAGAUACAGGAGCCAACCUUGCCAUCUGUCAGUGGGGUUUUGACGACGAGGCUAACCACCUUCUCUUACAAAGAGAGCUACCAGCCGUCCGCUGGGUAGGAGGUCCCGAGAUUGAGCUGAUUGCCAUUGCUACUGGAGGGCGCAUCGUACCCAGGUUCAGCGAGCUGACUGCCGAUAAGCUUGGCAAGGCCGGCAUCGUCAGGGAGAUUGACUUUGGUACCACCAGGGAUAAGAUGUUGGUGAUCGAAGAUUGCCAUAAUUCAAGAGCAGUCACCAUCUUCAUCAGAGGAGGCAAUAAGAUGAUUGUCGAAGAAACAAAGCGCAGUCUUCACGAUGCCCUGUGUGUGAUUAGGAAUCUUGUCAAGAGUGGUAACAUUGUGUAUGGUGGUGGAGCAUCUGAGAUUGCUUGCUCACUAGCAGUCAGCCAACAAGCAGAAUGGGUAUCAACCAUAGAACAGUAUGCCAUGCAUGCCUUUGCUGAAGCCUUGGAGUCUAUCCCGAUGGCCCUGGCAGAGAACAGUGGUCUUCACCCAAUCCGCACAGUGGCUGAUGUCAAAUCAAGACAGCUGAAGGAGAACAACCCGAGAUUGGGCAUCGACUGUAUGGGCAAAGGAACCAAUGACAUGAAGGACCAGCACGUGUUUGAGACGUUGAUCGGCAAGAAGCAACAGAUCAACCUUGCUUCUCAACUUGUCAGGAUGAUCCUCAAGAUAGACGACAUCAGGGCACCAGGGGGAUAUUAGGAACACAAGUACUUCACAGUAGUCUAGAAUAUUUAAUUUAUUUGCAAAGCUGGCAAAUGCGAACAGCACUGUGUAAAUGAUAGUUGCUCAGUAAAGGGAUGGCUGUUCAACGUGUAAGCAGGAGGUAAUGAGUAAAAUGUGUUUGUAGAGCAAGGAAAUUACUCUUCAGACAAUUCGGUGGAUCUAUUGGUUGCAGCAGACCAGCCGAAAUUUCCCGGGGGGGGGGGGGGGCCCAC